Molecule: messenger RNA, 3553 nt
Organism: Tachysurus fulvidraco (yellow catfish)
Lineage: Eukaryota; Metazoa; Chordata; Actinopteri; Siluriformes; Bagridae
Gene: slc25a29l
Product: mitochondrial basic amino acids transporter
Exons: 4
Coding region: 183-1109 (308 amino acids)
Biological process (GO): mitochondrial L-ornithine transmembrane transport
Cellular component (GO): mitochondrion
Molecular function (GO): high-affinity L-arginine transmembrane transporter activity
Source: RefSeq, a predicted model, not a curated record
CUUCUCUCUGUGAGCUCCAUUCAGAAAGUACUAGAAUAGACUGCUACUUGAGACAGGCAUGAAACGCAAGUCCGAGCAUCUUUUGGUUGUGCAGUAAAAAAAAAAAAAAUUAUAAAAAUCUUUAAAAAAAAAGUUUAAAAAAUCUUAAUUUUUUUCCAGUCACUUGAAACUAACAUUAAGGAAUGGCAUUGGACUUUGCAGCAGGAUGUAUGGGAGGUGCUGCUGGUGUGUUGGUUGGACAUCCUUUUGAUACCGUUAAGGUGAGACUUCAGGUACAAAAUGUGGACAAGCCCCUGUAUCGCGGAACGUACCACUGCUUCCAGUCUAUUGUUCAUCAAGAAUCUAUUUUUGGGCUCUACAAAGGUAUUGGCUCUCCAAUGAUGGGCCUGACUUUCAUCAACGCCAUCGUAUUUGGUGUACAAGGCAACGCAAUGCGCAUGUUGGGCAAGGAUACCCCUCUUAACCAGUUUCUGGCAGGCGCUGCAGCCGGGGCUAUCCAGUGCGUCAUUUGUUGCCCAAUGGAGCUAGCCAAGACUCGCAUGCAGCUGCAAGGCACAGGAGAGAAGAAGUCUUCUAGGAAGAUGUACAAGAACUCGCUGGACUGCUUAGUUCGCAUCUACAAGAAAGAAGGCAUUAGGGGCAUCAACCGUGGCAUGCUGACCACCAUUAUCCGUGAGACGCCAGGAUUCGGAGUGUAUUUCCUGGCAUACGACGUCCUGACGCGUUCACUGGGAUGCGAAGCGGAUGACCUGUACAUCAUUCCCAAGCUGCUCUUCGCAGGGGGCAUGUCUGGGAUUGCUUCCUGGUUAUCUACCUAUCCAGUGGAUGUUAUUAAGUCCCGCCUCCAGGCAGAUGGCGUAGGCGGAGAAUAUAAAUACAACGGAAUUAUGGACUGUGUCCGUCAGAGCUGGCAGAGAGAGGGCUGGAGGGUUUUUAGUCGAGGUCUGACCUCUACUCUUCUCAGAGCUUUCCCAGUCAAUGCCACCACAUUCGCCACAGUGACUCUGUUCCUCAUGUACAUGCGAAACGACGGCAGUGUGAAAGACUGUGAGCCCGAGCCUCAGCCUCAGCCUGUACAGCAAACACAGCUCCAAACAUCAAGCCUCUAAUCUGAUCCUGUUGGGGUUCAAUUGUCCCAGUUAUACUAGAAACAUUAUCAGCAAAAUUAUAGCUUCUUUUAAAGUUUUAUUUCAAAAUAGUAACACACUGUGCAGGAUUUUUAUUGUUCUAUUUUUUUGACCCAAGGUUCUGAAAGAAACUCAAAGCAUGUUUUCGUUUCUCUCUUCAGUGCUGCUAUGAUUUUUUUUUGUCUUCAGAAUCAAGUCAAGUCAAGUCAAGUAGCUUUUAUUGUCAUUUCAACCAUAUAUAGUUGUUGCAAGUACACAGUGAAAUGAGACGUUUCUCCAGGAUCAUGGUGCUACAUAAAACAAAGUCAGGGCUAAGGACAUGUAAGUAGUCCUAUAGCCACAUAAAGUGCAACUGUGCAACCUGGUUCAAACAGUGCAGGACAAGACAAACAAGACAGACAAGACAGUGCAGGACAAAAAACAGUGCAGACACAAAGUUACAAGACAAUAAAAAAGUACAAAAUAUACAAUACACAAAAGACAAUACCAAAAAAAAGACAGUAACAGGAACAGUGCCGACCGACCAGUGUAUAUACUGUAUGUAAAUACUCAAUGUUCAAACAAUAUUUCGUGCAGUAACAUUAGAAUGAACUCAGUUUCUUAGCAGCAGGUCCUUGGGAUAAUAUAUAGAAUUGUGCAAAAAACAGCAAAUGACUGAAAUAUUGUAAAGUAAUUAUAUACACUAUAUAAUAUAUAUAGAAUGUUUAGUCCAGGAAUUUGGAAUCGAAUCAAGUCGGUAUGGGGAACGUUGUGAGCAAGCAAAAUCGUUAAUGCCAAACUGUAUUAAACUGAGUAAAGGUCAAGCGGGAAUGGAGUCAAGCCUGUUUCAUAGAAAGACAAAGAUAUGGGUCCAAAAAAAAAAAAGGAUUACUUUGUCAGCCCUUCAGCAGAAAUGUCAAAAUUUCACUAGUUUUUUUUUUUUAUUUUUUUGCUGAAGUGGUUAUUUAUACAAUAUAUGACCAGAGGUAUGUGAGCACCUGACCAUCACACCAAUGAUUUCCACUAGAUUAUGAUUCUAUUAUGAAUGGGGUUUAGAUCAGGACUCUGAGCAGGACACUCAAAUGUAUUUCUCGUCUAGAUUCAGCAAGCAACGUCUGAUCAGAAGUGGAGAUUUUGGACGCAUAGACAGAUCACAACCACAGAUCAGUUCAGAACAACGACUGGUCAGAUGACAAGUGGACAGCUUGGACACACACACGUUCACACCCGGUAUUAAUAAUGCGUCUCCGAAGACCAGAUCAGAUUUUAUACAUUUCCACUAUAGGAAGUCUGCGUUCGUGCAUCUUUACAGGCUGUAUUUAAUCGUGUGUUCUGCUAACAAUAACAUAUAAACGAAAGAGAUAAAGGGUGAGAAAUGAGACUAUGUAAAGCAGAAGCUUUCAUCUUUGUUGUUAUAGCAUCAACUUUAUCCAAUAACCUGGUGACGCAAUUCCAAACAAAUUAACUAUGAUUGUAUAUUUUCCAGCUUUAACGAUUAGACAUCGCACUGUUGCGUUCUCAUUAAAGUGCGAUGUAGCCAUAUGCAUCCCAGACCCAUUUGGGCUAGGCUUCUUGAUUACUGCGAAGGGAAGACACUUGCUUUCAACAUUGUGACAACUAUGGAAGUGAUAGACAGGUGUUCAUAUACUUUGGCCCAUGUAGUGCAUCUUUAUAGGAUGAAUUCUGUUUAUUUAUAAAAUAGUGCUGCUGAGCUGCAAAACAACUUUAACUUGCUUUGUCUGGGUUUUUUUUUCUUCUUCUCUCCAUUGCAACUGGCAUUCCAAAGAAAAGACGGAUUCCGAUUCGACUUUCAUGCCUCUAACGCCGCAUAGUCACAGCUACAGCUAAAAUCUAGCAAUUCAGACAAAUUCAGACAGGGACAAACCUCCUCAGUGUAAAGCUGAUGUAUACAUGUAUAAAAAUGACGUCAGAUGGGUCGUUGGCUCCCAUCAGCUCUCCACAGCACUGUUAGUGUUACAGCUAGCUCUGAUUACAGGGGAACACAACUCUGAAACAUUACACAGUACAACCCUAGUGUCAUUUGUAAUAUUAUUAAAACUCAAAGAUGAUGUGUGCGCCUUAAUUAUAUCAAUUAUUCCCUUACCUUCUAUUACUCUCUAACCCACGUAGGAUACCGGUGCAUUAUUUUAGUGCUCUAGAAUCAUUUUAAAUGCUACAUCUGGUUCUAAUUACCGUAGAGAAUCUCAGCAGUGAUUUUCCUACUGGCAUGUGGUUAGUGAUACCUUUGUGAGGUUUUUUUUUUUGUUGUUUUUUUUAAGGGCAAAAAAUAUCAAGUUUUUAAAGGAAAGGUCUCGCAUUCGUGUGUAUGAUUCAGAAUUUUUCGAUCCUUUUUGUUCUGUCUGUUUUUACAUUGUCUUCUCACAUGGAAAAUGAACAUGAUUGUACAAAAUGGUAUUUAUUAAUGAAGUAAAAGGGUAAUGAAAAUA